Molecule: messenger RNA, 436 nt
Organism: Linum trigynum
Lineage: Eukaryota; Viridiplantae; Streptophyta; Magnoliopsida; Malpighiales; Linaceae
Source: the annotation of a GenBank genome assembly
CUGCAACUACCAUUCCAAUCUCCACCUUCUUGAUCUUUUCCCAAAUAAAUAUGGGCAAACCACAAUAUGCAGAAGGACAUAGCAAUGAAAAAUCAGCAACACAAACCAGACGAGCUUAAGUGAGAAGCCGGUUGAUCACUUCUCGAUCAUGAUCAAAGUAGUGGCAAUGGCCCUGGCAAUCCUCCUGCUACUCGCGUCGCCAGCAGCAUCAUCAUCGUCACCAAGAACAAGAUCGUUGUUCUUAGUACAUGCGGAUGGACAGGUACCGAUUCCGCCACCUGUUCAUCCAGUUCAAGAUCAACAACGGGUGCACGAAGAAGAUUACGGCGUCUAUGAUCCUGUGCCUGUCGUCAAAGGAUGCAGACAUGCCCCAGUACCCCAUGCCCGAUGACUAUGAAUCUAUGAUCAUGAACAAGAAUGAAUGAUAUGGUCUUGA